Gekko japonicus is the source of this 1716-nucleotide messenger RNA. RefSeq names its product potassium channel, calcium activated intermediate/small conductance subfamily N alpha, member 3 (gene KCNN3). Gene Ontology annotation, molecular function: calmodulin binding; small conductance calcium-activated potassium channel activity. Gene Ontology annotation, biological process: potassium ion transmembrane transport. Gene Ontology annotation, cellular component: neuron projection; neuronal cell body; plasma membrane. The record is from RefSeq and is a predicted model, not a curated record. The transcript is spliced from 8 exons. Lineage: Eukaryota; Metazoa; Chordata; Lepidosauria; Squamata; Gekkonidae. The coding region runs from base 16 to 1716 and encodes 566 amino acids.
UUCACCGAGAUCGCCAUGAGCUCCUGCAAGUACACCGGCGGCGUCAUGAAGCCGCUCAGCCGCCUCAGCGCCUCCCGUCGGAACCUCCUCGACGCCGCCGCCGAGCCCGAAGCGCAGCCGCUCCAACUCCUGGGCGCCGGCGUCGGGCACCCGCCCGAGAUCGUCAUCUCCCGGGAGGACAACCACUCGCCCCAGGGGCUCCUCCACCCGCACCCCAACGCCGUCGGGGCCGGCCCCGGGGGAGCCGGCCACAAGCACCCGCCGGUCGCCGGCGGGACCUCCUACGCCAAAGCGCCCAAGCGCAAGAACCAGAACAUCGGCUACCGCCUGGGCCACCGGCGCGCCCUCUUCGAGAAGCGCAAGCGGCUCAGCGACUACGCGCUCAUCUUCGGCAUGUUCGGCAUCGUGGUGAUGGUCAUCGAGACGGAGCUGUCGUGGGGCUUGUACUCCAAGGGUUCCAUGUUCUCUCUGGCACUGAAAUGCCUUAUCAGCCUCUCCACUGUCAUUUUGUUGGGUCUCAUCAUCGCCUACCACACCCGAGAAGUUCAGCUCUUCGUGAUCGACAACGGCGCCGACGACUGGCGGAUUGCAAUGACCUACGAGCGCAUCCUGUACAUCAGCUUGGAGAUGGUGGUGUGCGCCAUCCACCCCAUCCCUGGGGAGUACAAGUUUUUUUGGACGGCCCGGCUGGCCUUCUCGUACACGGCUUCGCGGGCGGAGGCCGAUGUGGACAUCAUUCUCUCCAUCCCCAUGUUCCUGCGCCUCUACCUGAUCGCCCGCGUCAUGCUCUUGCACAGCAAGCUCUUCACGGACGCCUCCUCCCGCAGCAUCGGGGCCCUGAACAAAAUCAACUUCAACACCCGCUUCGUCAUGAAGACCCUCAUGACCAUCUGUCCCGGGACUGUCUUGCUGGUCUUCAGCAUCUCCUUGUGGAUUAUCGCUGCCUGGACGGUGCGCGUGUGUGAGAGGUACCACGACCAACAAGACGUCACCAGCAACUUCCUGGGCGCCAUGUGGCUGAUCUCCAUCACCUUCCUGUCCAUCGGCUACGGCGACAUGGUGCCGCACACUUACUGCGGGAAGGGCGUUUGUCUGCUCACGGGCAUCAUGGGGGCUGGCUGCACCGCCCUGGUUGUGGCUGUCGUGGCCCGGAAGUUGGAGCUCACCAAAGCUGAGAAACACGUGCACAACUUCAUGAUGGACACGCAACUCACCAAGCGGAUCAAAAACGCUGCUGCCAACGUCCUGCGGGAAACCUGGCUCAUCUACAAACACACCAAAUUGCUGAAGAAGAUCGACCACGCCAAAGUCCGGAAGCAUCAGAGGAAGUUCCUCCAAGCCAUUCACCAGUUAAGGAGCGUGAAGAUGGAGCAGAGAAAGUUGAGUGAUCAAGCCAACACCCUGGUUGAUCUUUCCAAGAUGCAGAACGUCAUGUAUGACCUCAUCACGGAGCUGAACGACCGGAGUGAGGACCUGGAGAAACAGAUCGGGGGCCUGGAGUCUAAACUGGAGCAGCUGGCCACCAGCUUCAACUCCCUACCCCUCCUCAUCACGGACGCUCUGCGCCAGCAGCAGCAGCAGCUACUGGCCACCGUCAUGGAGGCCCGGGGGGUGAGCGUGGGCGUGGGCGCCCCCCAGACUCCUCUCUCUGACAGUCCCCUCGGAGUCAGCUCCACUUCUUUCCCUCCCCCCUACACCAGCUCCAGUAGUUGUUGA